Marasmius oreades (fairy-ring Marasmius) is the source of this 1560-nucleotide messenger RNA. RefSeq lists its product as uncharacterized. The transcript has a single exon. The record is from RefSeq and is a predicted model, not a curated record. Lineage: Eukaryota; Fungi; Basidiomycota; Agaricomycetes; Agaricales; Marasmiaceae. The coding region runs from base 1 to 1560 and encodes 519 amino acids.
AUGCUUCGAGCCAAACUCUCACUCGCAUCCUACAAGGCUGCUCACAACAUCGGGCACAUCCCCCUAGCCGAGCUCGAGGCUCAAAUUCCUCCACACUUGCAGCCUCCAAUAUUACUACCAACAUCUACAACACCCUUUCGCAGCACUACAGUCAAGCGCAAGCCUUCUGCUGCUCCGGGUAACAGCCUCCUCCCACCACCUUCCUUCUCUCAUGCAUCUCGCAACUCUUCCUCAUUAAUUAAUGGUUUCGGAUCUUCACCUCUAGAUGCCCCUCACGCCUCUCAAUCACAUUCAUUAUUCACCUCCAUCUUGGCACCUCCCCCAACUUCACAAGCUCGCACCAUUUUCAAUGCCCAUGACCCCCCUAUUCCAGCACCUGUCAGACCCCCACCCUCGACUGUGACGAAGAGUAUAGCCGAAGGGACACGCGCUCAAGCGAAGGGCCGCGAUGUCCGCCGUCGUCCAUCUGGUCGUACAGCCGAAGCUACCGCGACGACAAGUUCACCGAAGCGAAAGGGCAAACGCCCUGCCCGAACCGAACUUAAGCCUGGGUCAUCCAAAAGGAGUCGUAAGAACGCUAGUAAUGAUGAUCGGCUUGACAUGGAAGCUGCAGCGACCCUGACCACUCUACUCCUGCAUAACCAACGGGGAGUAGGUGUCUCCUCUCCACGGUCUAGUGUGGACGGGAGUGCAAUGUCCGAUGGUACCGGAUCUCAGAGCCAAAACAGUUUCCCUUCAUUUUCGCAGUCAACAACGAAAGGCGCUGGGGCGCGUACACCGCCCGGCUCCAGGACACCUUUGCCUAGUGACAGGACGCCCAGACCUGCCACUACGGAGAAAGACAACGAAGCGGCAGAUCUGAUGCUGUACCUUGCGACUUCUCCAUCUCCAGUACGUCCCUCAAAUCAGAAUAAAGACGCGAGGGACAUGGCAGCAUUUAGAGCCCUGGGAGGAGGUGGUGCGGCAAAGAAGGCACCCCCUGGACGAGUCUUAUUUGGUGGUGAGCUUCCGGGUCCUAGGCAAAUCGGCCGAGGAGAAGGGAGCUUUCACUCAAGUAUAUCGAGUAUCGGCAGUGAAAUGGGUGCGCACCCAGCUGCGCAGCCUUUGUCACAGAGAACUACUUCGAGGUUGUCUGUUCCGGGAGGUAGUUCACCUCCUCAGAGUCAAGGCUCGAGUGGUAGACCUUCUUCCAGACUCGGGUCAGGAGGAGGGUCACCGCUCUUGGCACCCCCUCCCAACGUUGGGAGCUCACCUCGUUCUGGAUCCGCAGACAACUUUAACUUUAAUGAGUACAUUAAUGCCUCCCCAGCUGCAUCUCCUGUCAGAAAAGUAGGUGUCAUGGGGACUGGUGGAACAGGUGGAAGUCUCAGAGCGGAUGUUGGGCGUAAGCUAUUUGAAGAGGAGAUGGGUAGGAGUGCAAGAGGAUCAGUGGGUGCUCCAGCCCAAGGAAGCUUUACCCCUGUUGGCAGCUUCGGUGGUCCUCCCAUACCAGCCCAGCCAAGAAGAGGAUCCGGUGAACGUCUAGGGGCUGGGAUUGAGUUGGGUAUGGGAGGACGCUAA